Messenger RNA from Diatraea saccharalis (sugarcane borer), 351 nucleotides. Lineage: Eukaryota; Metazoa; Arthropoda; Insecta; Lepidoptera; Crambidae. The record is from the annotation of a GenBank genome assembly.
AUGCAAAGAUAUCAUCGUUUAAACCAGCUACUUGCCAAUGUUAUAGGGUCACCAUAUAAUCGCUUAUCAUCAAACCUAUCACAAAAAGCCAGCAGUGAGGUAGGAGAAAAUGUCAAAGAAUCAAAGAAAGCAGAAUCGACAAGAAUGGCAGAGUUUCGAAAAAAGUUGAGGGAAACGACCCCAAUCAACGAUCUUGGUGAACAAUCUUUGCACCCAGCACCAAAAGAUGACCCUUUACCACCAUGGCCAAACGACACCAAUCCUAAUACUGGUGAAGUUGGAGGACCUAGAGGACCAGAACCAACAAGAUAUGGUGAUUGGGAGAGAAAGGGCAGGGUCUCAGACUUUUAG